Dentiscutata erythropus is the source of this 159-nucleotide messenger RNA. The record is from the annotation of a GenBank genome assembly. NCBI's taxonomy places the organism in Eukaryota, Fungi, Glomeromycota, Glomeromycetes, Diversisporales, Gigasporaceae.
AGUUACGUAAGAAAACUAUUAACAGCUCCAAUUCAUUAAUCGAAGAGUCUUCUUGCCAAACAUCAGUUAAUCAGCAACAACAAAUUAAUGACACAGAAUCUCUGCUUCAGGAUCAAAUUGAUUUAGAGAUAUCGGACAACACAUUGGUUAUUCUAAAUA